Lacerta agilis (Sand lizard) is the source of this 2165-nucleotide messenger RNA. It is a transcript of the gene DCP1B, whose product is annotated as decapping mRNA 1B. Gene Ontology annotation, cellular component: P-body. The transcript is spliced from 9 exons. Bases 53 to 1879 code for a protein of 608 amino acids. Gene Ontology annotation, biological process: positive regulation of catalytic activity; deadenylation-dependent decapping of nuclear-transcribed mRNA; deadenylation-independent decapping of nuclear-transcribed mRNA. Lineage: Eukaryota; Metazoa; Chordata; Lepidosauria; Squamata; Lacertidae. The record is from RefSeq and is a predicted model, not a curated record. Gene Ontology annotation, molecular function: mRNA binding; enzyme activator activity.
UCGGCUAGUCGUGUCUACCCCGCGCUCUAAGUGUUGUUUUCACGGAGGCAAGAUGGCUGCGGCGGUGGCCGGGGCUGCCUUACUGGGCAAGGGGCUGGACAUCAGCCUGGCGGCACUGCAGCGGCACGACCCCUACAUCUGCAGCAUCGUAGAUGUGGCCAGCCAGGUGGCGCUCUACACUUUCGGGCACCGAGCCAAUGAGUGGGAAAAGACUGAUGUGGAAGGAACACUGUUUGUUUACACAAGAUCAGCUUCACCGAAGUAUGGAUUCACUAUUAUGAAUAGGCUGAGUAUGGAAAAUCGGACAGAACCCAUAACUAAAGAUCUGGAUUUCCAGUUACAGGACCCUUUUCUGCUUUACAGAAAUGCCAGAUUGUCCAUUUAUGGAAUAUGGUUUUAUGAUAAGGAAGAAUGCCAAAGAAUUGCAGAGCUCAUGAAAAAUUUAACUCAGCAAGAACAACUGAAAGCACAGCAGGGGGCUGGCACAGGAAUUUCCCCAGAAAGCCUGAAUUUGGGUGACAGCAAAGAAGUGGAUAUCCUACGGAUGCUCAACAAAGCCAAAGAUGAAUAUACCAAGUGUAAAAUGUGCUCAGAGCCAAAACAGAUAACCAGUUCUUCUGCUAUAUAUGACAACCCCAACUUGAUCAAACCAAUCCCAGUGAAGCCUAGCGAAACUCAGCACCAGUGUAUUCCUCAACAAGUCCAGAACAUAGACCCUGAACCACAGCACUUAUCUCUCACAACGCUCUUUGGAAAGCAGGAAAAGUCUAACAUAUACCAAGAUACCUCAGAGCAGUCACAAAAACUUCACCAAGAAAACUUUCCUCUGAGGCACGGAGUUGUGCGUUCUCUGUCCUAUGAGGAACCUGGAAGACACUCGCCCACAGCAGAGAAGCAGCUUUGCCCGGCCAUUCAGAAACUGAUGGUGCGUGGAGCAGAGCUUCAUCCAGUCUCCGAACUCCCUGAGAACCGGAUGUGUGAGAAUGGCAGCGUCCCUUCGGUAGGGGAGGUUUUCACAGGACUCUUCCAGCCUGUGGCUUCUCAUAGCAUUCGGACAUCUCAUCCAGUCCAAGAUACCGCCAGCACACGUAGCCUGCUGCAACAACUCCAAAGCCAGUCAGGACAAAUGACAAAAAUGGAGCCCAGCAAUGUAGGACCAGCGAGUUCUGCUGCAUCAGUCUUCAGCAGGGCUCCUGCUGUCUCCUCAGGAGCCCAGGUAAAGAAUGUGACACAGCCUCAUCUCAUGUAUUUCAAUGGCUCUCUCCCAGGUCAGACAUUGGGGCCUCCAGCCCUUGGUAAAGAACAAUCCAAACUUCCUGGACAGUCCCUUCCUCUCUCUGGGAACCAGUCUGGAAAUUCUGGAGUAAUUUCACCACAAGAGUUAUUAAAGAAACUUCAGAUAGUGCAACAGGAGCAGCAGUUGCAUGUAUCCAGUCGGCCAACCUUGGCAGCCAAGUUUCCCGUGGUUACUCAGAGCAGCAGCACUCUAAAACCUCUGGAUUCCUGGAUGGACAAAGCUUCAAACACAGAAAAGCAGCCCCCUCUUUUUCAGGUCAUCUCACCGCAGCGAAUUCCUGCUACUGUAGCUCCUUCACUACUGAUGUCCCCAAUGGUGUUCAGUCAGUCUGCCCCAGCACCGCCAAAGCCAAGUGAAGGUGGAUGGCUGCCUGUCGUGAACCAAGAAGCUGUUUCUAGUUCCACUAACAACCUGUCUGUGCAGAACCCAGAAGCAGCUGUUGCAAACAACAGCUCACUGACAAAGCUACAACUACAGGAAACGUUACUACAUCUGAUCCAGAAUGAUGACAACUUCCUAAACAUCAUCUAUGACGCGUACCUUGUCAGCGUGAGAAAAGCAGCACUGAAAAAACCCAUGUGAAACUUAGUUUUUUUAAAAUUAAAAUGUCUCUCAUAUCCUGAACUUGACUUUUUAAAAUAACCGUCAAACAAAACAAGGGGUCUUGGGCUUUCUGCAUAGCUUUAAAUGAUGCUCGCUGGCAAGUCUGUGCUCUGCUGAAGAAUGAGUGGGUGGGAACGGAUAGUGCCUUCCAGAGGGUAGGGUGAUGUCACAGUAUGACAACAGACUUAAGAUACCUUUAUAGUGUUUUUCUUAUGUAGGCUGGAUACCAGCAUGUAUAAAGAUUUAUAUUUUCUCUUCAAUAAUA